Messenger RNA from Dromaius novaehollandiae (emu), 513 nucleotides. RefSeq names its product cathelicidin antimicrobial peptide (gene CAMP). Gene Ontology annotation, cellular component: extracellular region. Gene Ontology annotation, molecular function: lipopolysaccharide binding. Bases 11 to 487 code for a protein of 158 amino acids. Gene Ontology annotation, biological process: defense response to Gram-positive bacterium; innate immune response; antimicrobial humoral immune response mediated by antimicrobial peptide. The transcript has 4 exons. Lineage: Eukaryota; Metazoa; Chordata; Aves; Casuariiformes; Dromaiidae. The record is from RefSeq and is a predicted model, not a curated record.
UGCCGCCGCGAUGCCAGGCUGCUGGGCGCUGCUGCUGGUGGUGCUGGGGGCGGCCGCGGGCCUGCCCGCGCCCCCCACCCUCACCUACCCCCAGGUGCUGGCCCAGGCCGUGGACACCUUCAACCAGCGCCCCGAGGUGCAGAACGUCUUCCGGCUGCUGAGCGCCGACCCCGAGCCGGCGCCGGACAUCGAGCUGAGCAGCCUGCGGGGGCUCAACUUCACGCUGAUGGAGACGGAGUGCACGCCGGGGACCCGCAUCCGCCUCGACGACUGCGACUUCAAGGAGAACGGGGUCAUCAAGGACUGCGUGGGAACGGUGCAGGUGCUGCAGGGCUCCUCCGAGAUCAACCUGCGCUGCGCGGACGCCUCCUCCGACCCGACGCUGGUGCAGCGGGGCCGCAUCGGCCGCUUCUUCAGCAGGCUGCGGCGCUUUCGGCCCACGGUCCACAUCGACGUCCACGUGCAGGGCAGCGUCCGCCUGGGCUGAGCCAAUAAACCAGCGCAGACAUCGCC